Messenger RNA from Macadamia integrifolia, 594 nucleotides. RefSeq lists its product as uncharacterized. The transcript has a single exon. NCBI's taxonomy places the organism in Eukaryota, Viridiplantae, Streptophyta, Magnoliopsida, Proteales, Proteaceae. Bases 1 to 594 code for a protein of 197 amino acids. The record is from RefSeq and is a predicted model, not a curated record.
AUGGGUAACUACAUCCCACGCCGGGCUCUAUACAACAAUGGUAAAGUCAGAGUCAUACUCUCUGAUGGCAAAGUUCAUGAGUUCGAUCAACCUCUGGCUGUUGCAGAGCUCAUGUUAGAGCACCCACAAGAAGUUGUGGUUGAAUUCCAGUCCCUCCUAACUGGAAACAGACCAGUUCCAUUGCCCGCGGAUAAGAGGCUGGAAACACACAAAAUCUAUCUAAUGCUACCAAUGAAGGGAGGGAAGGCAGCAUCACUAACAGCAGAUGGUGCACGCCAUAUUCGUUCCAAGGCCAAGAUACUCUUAAGAUCACAGUCUCUUGUUUCGUCAGCAAAGAUACUCCCCUUAUUCGCCCGGAUAUGUCCGUCUGGAAUUGGAAUGGGAAUGGAAGGUGAUGUGGUUGUGUCUCAUGGACAGGAUUGUAGUCAGCUGGAGAAACCAGAUAAGGUUUACAAGCUGGGGAAUCUGUUGGAGGACUUCGAUGAGAAGCCAGAGUUUCUGAGCAGGCAAUUAUCUGGUAAGGGAUGGAAGCCCACGUUAGACACCAUCAAGGAGAAAGCUAUUGAGAAGAAGGUCCCUCAUUGGUUGUUUUAG